Molecule: messenger RNA, 6939 nt
Organism: Oncorhynchus gorbuscha (pink salmon)
Lineage: Eukaryota; Metazoa; Chordata; Actinopteri; Salmoniformes; Salmonidae
Product: protein patched homolog 1-like
Biological process (GO): smoothened signaling pathway
Cellular component (GO): plasma membrane
Molecular function (GO): hedgehog family protein binding; smoothened binding; hedgehog receptor activity
Source: RefSeq, a predicted model, not a curated record
CUAAUAAUAGGAGAUGUUUGCUAAGUAAUUUGCCUCUUCCUUGGCCAAUGAGAACCAGAUCACUUUUCCACCAAACCACCCUUUUCACGAUUUGCAGAGGGGCUAGCUUCUCCAAAUGUCACUGCUACGGGAUCAGAGGCAGACUUAAAUAUCUGCUCGAGACUUUACUUCGAAAAGUUGUUUUAUAAGCUAUCAGGACGGAUGAAGACUCAAGGAUCUAUACGGAUUUGGGCACAUAAUGUUGGGAUGGAGUUGCAAGACUUUGGCUCAAGGAAAGACUAGUAUAUAUUCUCCUAAUUUCUACCCGGUGGAUGCGCUAGUAUUCUAUCUUGGAUUAUUGUCGCUUUUGCUGAACUCGCACUGUUUCUCUCUCGCUUCGCUCUGUGCUUUGUUUUUCUUGUUUGGACUAUGGCCUCGGAUCCCAGAGUCCCAGGGGCCGGUGUUUUUGGAGAUUUACCCCCAAGUUAUACACGUUCUCCGCCGCGAGUAAACUCAGAUCUUCUCCGGAGACCCAGUUACUGCCACGCUGCUUUCGCAUUAAAACAGAUUUCUAAGGGGACGGCUGUGGGUCAGAAAGCCCCGUUGUGGAUUCGGGCGAGGUUCCAGGCUCUUCUCUUUUCUUUGGGCUGUCACAUCCAGCGACAUUGUGGAAAAGUCCUUUUCAUUGGACUGCUUGUGUUCGGUGCCUUGUCUGUGGGUUUGCGGGUUGCUGCCAUCGAGACGGACAUUGAGCAACUAUGGGUGGAAGCCGGUAGCCGAGUGAGUCGGGAGCUGCGCUACACCAAGGAGAAGCAAGGAGAGGAGUCUGUGUUCACGUCGCAGAUGCUCAUACAAACCCCCAAACAGGAAGGAACUAACAUUCUAACCCAGGAUGCUUUGCUGCUUCACCUGGAGGCAGCGCUCUCGGCCAGCAAGGUCCAGGUGUCUCUGUUUGGAAAAUCAUGGGAUCUUAAUCAAAUCUGCUACAAAUCUGGAGUCCCUAUCAUAGAGAAUGUCAUGAUUGAAAGGAUGAUUGACAAGCUGUUCCCCUGUAUGAUUGUUACCCCACUGGACUGUUUCUGGGAAGGUGCAAAGCUCCAGGGGGGGUCGGCAUACUUACCGGGGAUGCCGGACAUCCAGUGGAUGAACCUGGACCCUCUGAAGCUGAUGGAGGAGCUCAGCCAGUUCACCAGUCUGGAGGGCUUCAAGGAGAUGCUGGACAAGGCCCAGGUGGGCCACGCCUACAUGAACCGCCCCUGCCUGGAUCCCAAUGACUCCGACUGCCCCCUCAGCGCACCCAACAAGGACCUGAGAGAGAGUCCUGACAUUUCUGGGCAGCUCCAAGGCGGUUGCCACGGCUUCUCCAAAAAGUUCAUGCACUGGCAGGAGGAGCUGAUCCUGGGCGGUCGGGUCAAGGACACCCAGAAUGCUUUGCAGAGUGCGGAGGCCCUCCAGACCAUGUUUCUCCUGAUGAGCCCCAAGCAGCUCUACGAACACUUUAAGGACGACUAUGAGAUCCAUGACAUCAACUGGAACGAGGACAAGGCCACCGCCAUCCUGGAGUCCUGGCAGAGGAAGUUCGUGGAGGUGGCUCAUGGCAGUAUCCCCCAGAACUCCACUUCAGAGAUCCACGCCUUCUCCACCACCACCCUCAACGACAUCAUGAAGUCCUUCUCUGAUGUCAGUGUCAUUCGGGUGGCUGGAGGCUACCUGCUCAUGCUGGCCUAUGCCUGUGCGACCAUGCUCCGUUGGGACUGUGCCAAGUCCCAGGGGGCCGUGGGGCUGGCUGGUGUGCUCCUGGUGGCUCUGUCUGUGGCAGCUGGCCUGGGGCUGUGCUCUCUGCUGGGCCUGUCCUUUAACGCUGCCACCACACAGGUUCUUCCCUUCCUGGCUCUGGGGAUCGGUGUGGAUGACAUGUUCCUUCUGGCCCACUCCUUCACUGAGACUGGCAUCAACAUCCCCUUUAAGGAGAGAACGGGGGACUGCCUGAGGAGGACUGGCACCAGCGUGGCGCUCACCUCCAUCAACAACAUGAUCGCCUUCUUCAUGGCAGCCCUGGUCCCCAUCCCAGCACUGCGCGCCUUCUCUCUGCAGGCGGCCAUUAUUGUGGUGUUCAACUUCGCCAUGGUGCUUCUUAUCUUCCCGGCCAUCCUGAGUUUGGACCUGCACCGUCGGGAGGUCAAACGUCUGGACAUCCUAUGUUGUUUCUACAGCCCCUGCUCCUCCCGGGUCAUCCAGAUCCAACCCCAGGAGUUCUCCGAUGCCAACGACAACACCACCCAUAGCCACGCGCCUGGCGCCCAGACUACAACGACCUACACAGGCUCCACCAUCACCACUAGCACCCAGAUCACCACCACCGUCCAGGCCUUCACGCAGUGUGACGCUGCGGGCCAGCACAUAGUCACCAUCCUGCCCCCCACCUCCCAGAUCUCCACCAGCCCUCCAUCUGUGGUGGUGGCCACCUCCCCCGCUCCCCCCUCCCCCACCGACCCCUACGGCUCCCAGCUCUUCACCCCCUCCAGCUCCACGCGGGACCUCCUGGCCCAGAUGGACGAGUCCAAGGAGGCCAGGGAGUGUGUUCCUCUCCCCUUCUUCCGCUGGAACCUGUCAAGCUUCGCCCGGGAGAAGUACGCUCCUCUCCUCCUAAAGCCAGAGAGCAAGGUGGUGGUCGUGGUCCUCUUCGUGACUCUGCUGGGGCUCAGCUUGUACGGGACCACCAUGGUUCAUGACGGACUCUACCUGACCGACAUUGUGCCCCGCGACACCAAGGAGUACGACUUCAUCAACGCCCAGUUCAAGUACUUCUCUUUCUACAACAUGUACCUGGUGACCAUGGACGGCUUUGACUACGCCCGCUCCCAGCGUCUCCUCAUCCAGCUGCACAACUCCUUCACCUCGGUCAAGUACGUGGUGAGGGACAGCGACCAGCAGCUACCCCGGAUGUGGCUGCACUAUUUUCAGGACUGGCUAAGAGGACUGCAGGCUGCCUUCGAUGCAGACUGGGAGGCAGGCAGGAUCACCUGGGAUAACUACCGUAAUGGCACUGAGGAUGGUGUUCUGGCCUACAAGCUGCUCAUCCAGACCGGCUCCAAGAAGGACCCCUUCAACUACAACCAGCUGACUUCGCGUCGUCUGGUGGACGAGGACGGUUUAAUUCACCCAGACGUCUUCUAUAUCUACCUGACUGUGUGGGUGAGCAACGACCCCCUGGGCUAUGCUGCCUCUCAGGGUAACUUCUACCCUCACCCCCGUGAGUGGAUCCACGACAAGUACGAUACCACCGGAGAGAACCUGCGCAUCCCUGCCGCAGAGCCCCUGGAGUUUGCCCAGUUCCCCUUCUACCUGAAUGGCCUGAGGCAGGCAUCCGACUUCAUUGAGGGUAUUGAGAGCGUGCGCACCAUCUGCGAGGAGUUCACCCGUAAAGGCGUGCUCAACUACCCCAACGGGUACCCCUUCCUGUUCUGGGAGCAGUACAUCGGCCUGCGACACUGGUUCCUCCUGGCGGUCAGCGUGGUGCUAGCCUGCACCUUCCUGGUCUGUGCCAUCCUCCUGCUCAACCCCUGGACCGCUGGCAUCAUUGUCUUCAUCCUGGCCAUGAUGACGGUGGAGCUCUUCGGUAUCAUGGGCCUGAUCGGCAUCAAACUCAGUGCCAUCCCAGUGGUCAUCCUCAUCGCCUCUGUAGGCAUCGGCGUCGAAUUCACCGUCCAUAUCGCACUGGCCUUUCUGACGGCCGUAGGGAAUAGGAACAGGCGUUCUGCGGUGGCCCUGGAGCACAUGUUUGCCCCUGUGAUUGACGGGGCCAUCUCUACUUUGCUGGGAGUCCUAAUGCUGGCUGGCUCCGAGUUUGACUUCAUCCUGAGGUACUUCUUUGCGGUGCUGGCUAUCCUGACCGUGCUGGGUAUCCUGAAUGGACUGGUGCUGCUACCCGUGCUGCUUUCCCUCAUGGGCCCACCCCCGGAGGUCACCCCGUCCGACAACGGCAGCUGCCUGUCGCCAGGGCCCCUCCCCCCUCCCAUGACCCACCACGGCUACUACGCAGGACACGGCCCACUCAGCCCGCGACAACAGGCCUUCUCAGAGUCCUCCGAGUCAGAGUGCUACUCUGAGACGACUACCACGUCAGGGAUAGGGGAGGAGUACAAGUACGGUGACCGCAGUCCUUACAUCACCCCUCCUACCUCCCACAUACUGCUGGAGGCCAGCAAGAACCCCAGCUUCCCCAAGCUCACGGUGGUGAAACCGUUCCAAGGGAACCAAUCUGUAACUGCUCAGAAAGAACUCUUAAAUGAAUCUUCUCCGAAUGCGGUUAACUCGGUCAGCUCUCAACUCAAGCAGUGGGAUAACAAACAUGAUUACAAUUCUGACCAGGGACCCAGGUGGGAACAUUUACCCAGUGACAGGACCCAAGGUCCUGGGAGGACUAAUCACUGUGGUCCCAGGUCUCAGACACACAAAGGGCCUCAGAACAGGACUAAGAUGCCGGCCUAUAAUGGCGGUACCAUGCCCAGUAGUUCUGUUACUACCAUGGUUACGGCCACAGCCUCGGUGACUGUGGCGGUGCACCCCAGCGUGCCGGGGGCCUACCAGGGUUACAUGCAUGAGGGCUACGAGGACAGUGAAUCAGACUGUUUUAAGGACACUAAGAGGACUUCACAAUCUUGUGGGAAAGCUCCCCAAUCUUCCAAGCGUGAAUCCUUGGAGCUUCAAGACCUGGAAUCUGUACAGAACCACUAUCAGGCAAACCAGGCACAAGGUGGCCCAUGGAUCCAGGCAGCCAAAGAUUGCUAGACACCCUGCUACUCCACCCUGCUACCCCACCCUGCUACCCCACCCUGCCCCUAUGUCUGGAAUCCUUCUCUGGCUGCCUCCGAUACCCAGCCCGUUCUCUUUGAUCUGUACAUAGACCUCACACAGACAAGAGGAUUUAUUUGUAAAGAUAUUAAAAAAAGGUCUUGUUUUAAGAAUAUAUAAAUAUAUGAGUAUAUAUUUUAAUACUAAAAAGAGGGAAACAACUAUUUAAAAGAGUACUGUAUAACUUGGCUAUUCUCUUGUGUUGUGUAGAGUCAGAUAUAUAAGAUUAUUGGGGGGGGGUCCUCCCUUUGUAUAGAUUUAGAAGAUGCUAUAUGUAAAACAGUUCAGAGUCAGGGGUUAUUAAGAUAUUAGGUUGUUGAAAAUACAAGGCCAGUGUUUGUUUUUUUGCUGCUACACUUCAAAUAAUGGAAAUCAUUUGCAGUACCCCCCUCCCCCGAUCUAAGUUGAGAUAUUCUAGAUGUUCUUACACUGAGAGUGGAGGGUGCCUUAUUGAUUAAGCUCCAUAACACACACACACACACACACACACACACACACACACACACACACACACACACACACACACACACACACACACACACACACACACACACACACACACACACACACACACACACACACACACACACACACACACACACACACACACACUAGCUAUGAUCUAUUCAGAUGAUCCAUUGUUGGUCAUUGAUUGCACUGUACAAAUACAAAAACAAGCUCAGUAAAUAUUUUCUUCCUCUUCUACCAAUAACAACCAUUGUGCCUUCACAACACCUACCCUCUUGGAAUUCAUAAGCACAGUAUAUAUAUUCAAAGUUGGAUGUAAAUAUGAUAUCUGUCCUGUUUGUUUGAGAGCAUCAUUUCAUACCUUUUUUUCACAUUUAGAAUCACCUGAUAUGUACAAGACGUGUCUUCAUUUACUGGUAUGAUAUGAUGCAAAUACUAUUAGCAAAACAAUAGCAUAUUCUCCUUUGGUUUCUUCCAUAAUACACAGGCUGCUCAUCCAGAAUAAAGCCCGUGUUCAGACAGUAAAUUAAUAUAUUACCAUGUAUUGGUCCAUUUCAAUCACCUGAAGCUCUGUAUGUCUGUAUGCAGUCAGUAACUUGACUUGGUGUCACUUUGGGUUGAAGUUUCUUGAGCGUCGUUCAUUGUGUCCCAGCUCACUGGCAUGUUGCAUUAUGAUCGUUGUCUCGUUGUUAUUUUGCAGUCUACAUGUUUUAUUACUUGAAGGAGCUAUGAGAAGAGGUUUUUGGCUUUCCUGGGGUUAUCUAAGCUGUACUUUGGGUAAGGCUAACUUUGUUGUCAACCCCCCUCCAACUCGACUGGGGUCUAAGGGGUCAUAUUUGACUAAUGCUGGUUGUUUACCCAAUUUUAUUCUGAAAGGGAAUUUAUAUCAAAUGCAAAGGGAGGUUUUUGUUUUCUUCUAAAUGUUUUGGCUGCUUUAGGUUUGUGGUAGACAUUAUUUCAACCCUGUGCAAUUGUUGACUAGGUAGUGCAUUUUGUGCAGAGAACUACUCCAAGAACCACUUACUCUCUCUCUCUCUCUCUCUCUCUCUCUCUCUCUCUCUCUCUCUCUCUCUCUCUCUCUCUCUCUCUCUCUCUCUCUCUCUCUCUCUCUCUCUCUCUCUCUCUCUCUCUCUCUCUCUCGUUGUUGUAGCUCACAUGCAAGCCAGCAUUUCUGUGAUUUUGUUUUUGUUUAAUUUGUACGUUUUGUAUUAUGGACAAAGUUCAGUCGUUCAGUAUUGGUCACAUCACUGCCAAUUUAAAUGCAGGGAAAUGUAAUAGAUUUAAGUGGCAGCUUGGGUUUCUUUGGUACAUAGAGUUAUGAAAGAAAAGUAAAGUAGCGACUGUGCAUUCUGGAAGUAAACAACAAAAUAAUAAGAGAACAACCUACAUUCAUUCACUGCUUCAAUACAUAAAUACCUGAGUGUGUAAGUUAUAUGAGUGGGAGGAUGGGGGUUCGUUCAAAUGUGUGUCAUGCCAUAUAAAUUAUUUAUAUAAAUUUUUAUUUUUGUAGUUUGUACAGAUGUUAGUCACUAGACUGAAGUUCUAUUUUUAAAGAGUAAAUAUAUAUUAUAUAUAAUUAUAUCUAUUGUUACAGAUUUGUUUUUUUGUUGUUUUUGUUUGUUUGGUUGCUAUUAUUUU